Messenger RNA from Sphenostylis stenocarpa, 1200 nucleotides. Lineage: Eukaryota; Viridiplantae; Streptophyta; Magnoliopsida; Fabales; Fabaceae. The record is from the annotation of a GenBank genome assembly.
AUGCUACUUUACUUUAUCGCUUGCAUCUCCUUCUUUCUGUUUUUAAAGCCUGUCCUCUCUCUCAAACCACUUCCAUCCUGGGCUGCUGAGGUGAGGUUGAUCUCUCCUUUUUCUUACAAAGACUUGUCAGUGAAGUCCAUCUCUAAGUUGUUUAGGAACCGCUUUUGGCUUGCUUUUCCUUGUCAAAUUCCCACGAGAAUGUCUCUAGUGAAGAGGACUCUUACUUCCAAGGUGGAGAGUAUUGAAGACUCUCAAAACAUGUCAGUGCUGGACUUGCCAGACCUGGUGUUGGAAUGCAUUCUUGAAAAGCUCCCUCCAGCUCCACUUUGUCAAAUGGCUGGUGUUUCCCGUUCCUUAAGGGAGAGGUGUGUUAGUGAUCACCUCUGGGAGAGGCACAUGAAAGAGAAAUGGGGUAAAAUUAUUGGCGAAGCUGCUUAUAGGGAGUGGAAAUGGCAUGUUGCUUCCAGAGGGAAUGUUGGAACUCCUAGACUUGCCAAGCAAAGCAGCUUGAUGAGGCUUGUGUCCCUUCAUUGGCCUUUUUCAUGGAUGACAACCAAGGUGGAGACAAAUAAUACCAACAAGCAGUCAAGUUAUUUGCCUCGUGAUUCAUUCAUGACAUGGUAUCUUGCUCUUGAGAGUGGCAACUUCUGGUUUCCUGCUCAGGUCUAUAACCGGGAGAAUGGCCAUGUAGGAUUUAUGUUAUCAUGCUAUGAUGCUGAGCUUAGCUAUGAUCCUCAAACUGACACCUUCCAAGCCAGGUAUCCACCACAUGGAAGAAGGGCAGUUGCAGUAGAGCAUGGCAUUCCAUGGGAAAGGCUAAGAGCACCCCCUGUUGAUACUCCUCCACAUGAUCUUCAUAUCUCUGAUUGUCUACAUGAUUUGCAUCCGGGCGAUCACAUAGAGAUUCAGUGGAGAAGAAACAAAGAAUUUCCUUAUGGUUGGUGGUAUGGUGUUGUAGGCCACAUGGAGGUAUGCGAUGGGAACGAAAAUUACUGCCGCUGUCAUAGUAGUGACAUGGUGGUGCUAGAGUUCAACCAAUAUAAUCGGGACUCGCGUUGGAGGAAGACAAUUAUCAGUAGAAAAGAUCAUAGAGAAGAAGGAAAUGAAGCAGAUGGCUUUUAUGGGGGAAUCAGAAAGAUUAAGAGUGAGGCUGAAAUUUCCCUUUGGAAAAGCAUUUGGCCUCCUGAAAUCUUGGAUUAA